AUGAUAAAAGAAACAAAGACUAGUAGUUUCAAACUACAAAAAGCAGUAGAAGAUGAUCAAAAGCAGCAGCAGCUGAUUCCAGGCCUGCCAGAUGAGAUUGCCAUGGAGUGCAUGGUGAGAGUGCCUUACCAAUUCCAUUCCAAUAUGAAAUCAGUUUGCCAUACUUGGCAACACUUGAUGUCCCAUCCUUCCUUCCAUCAACAAAGGCUCAAAUCUGGCACUGCCGAAUAUCUUGUUUGCCUUGUCCAGCCUCUUCCCCCAAUACACGCUUCCAGCACUACCACCGAUGAUGAUGAUGAUCCACUCAAUAGCAACAACAAUAAAACUAUAAAAAACGAAGACAAGCGAGAGCAGCAGCACAUCCACAGCCCACCUCAGUAUGCGCUGAGCAUCUACAAUGCCACGCAUAAUCUCUGGCAGAGGACAAGGCCUACAGAGGGAUCAGGAAUUCCUAUGUUCUGCCAAUGUUUAGCCCUUCCAUCCUCUGGCAAGCUACUUCUCCUAGGUGGUUGGGAUCCCACCACCCUGGAGCCAGUCCCUCAUGUAUACAUCCUGGAUUUAAUUGGAACUACUGGAGCUGCCUGCAAGUGGAGACGCGGUGCUUCAAUGUCAGUGCCACGCUCUUUCUUCGCUUGUGCUGUCAUUGGACCCUCUACAGUGUGCGUCGCAGGAGGCCAUGAUAGUCAGAAGAAUGCGUUGCGAUCGGCAGAGGUCUAUGACGUUGAGACAGAUCAAUGGAAAAUGUUGCCUGAUAUGAUUGAAGAGAGGGAUGAGUGUCAGGGACUGGCUUGGGAGGGGGAUUCCAAGUUUUGGGUUGCGAGUGGAUAUGGCACGGAAAGCCAGGGGCAAUUCAGGUCUGAUGCUGAGUUUUACGAUCUCUAUACUGGGCGUUGGUCUAAGGUUGAUGGGGUUUGGCCUUUUUCGAGUACGAGCCCUAGAGGAGCCACGACUACAAUAUGUGUCAACAGGAGGGACAAACACCAAUGGUUGUGGUUCUUGGGAAGCGAACAACAGUCGCAGCAGCAGCAGCAAAGUAGAGAAGUAGUCAAGGUCGGUGACAACAUUAGAUUGGAAAUAGUCAGCUCAAUUCCACUUCCAAAUUGCAUUACUGGAACAACCCCAUGUGUGACUACUCUUGAUUAUGUUGGCCAAGAAGGGGGAAUCAUAAGAAUAAGCAUCGGCUGUUUGUAA
Dovyalis caffra is the source of this 1191-nucleotide messenger RNA. The record is from the annotation of a GenBank genome assembly. Lineage: Eukaryota; Viridiplantae; Streptophyta; Magnoliopsida; Malpighiales; Salicaceae.